GAAAACGAUUGCGUCGUUCCUACUUGAUCCUCCCCUCUCCACUUCCUUUCGUGUCUUGCGUCGAGAGUCUUGGAAAUUCUUCUUGUCUUUGAUUCAUUGACAUGAAAAGAAGGUUAUCGGAAUCGUGAUUGCCGCCGAGAGGCCUACAAGGAUCACAGAACUUGGUCAAGCGAAAUGGCGAUCUUUAGCAGAAAGAAACAGACGACAGCUCCUCCACCAUCACAAUCGCAAUCAACAACUCUUCUUACUCAACCAGCGAACCAAUAUGCCAUCGCCAACCCGCCUAGUUGGACAUAUGUUCAACAGCAACCCAAUACAUCUCGUGGCAAUGAACCUCCAUCCUCGCAAGGCUGGCUAGUUGCACCUAUUCCUCCUCAAUAUCAACCCGUCUUCGUUCAGCAAAGCUAUUCCCCUCCUGUACCGCAGAGACCACAGCAAAGUGGCGUAGUCAGCAAAUACAAGCUUGGCUCGGUCACGAAUCUGCUAGCAGGAAACGGAUCCGGAUUAGCUGUCGGUCAAUUCAUUCAUAGUGGGAUCAGUCCACUCUACCAGCAAGGCACCCAAUAUGUCGAUCAAGGAGCGGUACUCUGCGAACUUAUUGCAUCGAAAUUCGACAAUGUUAUCACACUCAUCGAUGGAGGACGGUUCAGUGGAGAUGAAAGGGAGCUUGUCGUCUAUCCUCCGCCUCAGCCUAUGCUACAACAGGAACAAGAAGCAGGAUAUGCGGAGCGGGGUGUUAGCAAGGGAAAGUCAAAGGGCAUGGUCAACAACUCUGUGUCUUCUGCAUUGACUAGUACCAACUACUUCGCAAAAGUCAACCUGUAUGCCAAUUCGAGGCUUCCUCCAAAUCUUCCCCCACUCAAGUUAUAUGUAACGACGUAUCCUCUGCUGUGUCUAGCAGUCCAAUACUCCGAACGAGUCUACGCAAAGCCAUCUGGCCAGGAGAAAGAAGAACAUGUGGAUUCUGAUUGGAGACAUGGUACAAAGGCGAUGGUUAUCAAGUCAGUUCCAAUGGAUGACAUGAACACUAUUGUCUUUGCUAUUCGAGGGACGCAGACAUUUAUGGACUGGGCAGUAAACCUCAAUUCAGUUCCGGCUUCACCAGAAGGGUUUCUCGACGACCCUGGCAACUUCUGCCAUGCAGGUUUUCUCUCUGUUGCUAAGAAGAUGAUCAAACCGGUUGCGGCUCGUCUUCGACAUCUUCUCGAGGAGGACCCUGGGCGAUCGAAGUGUUCACUUCUGAUUACUGGACACAGUGCAGGUGGAGCAGUCGCAGCUCUACUUUAUUCGCACAUGCUUGCCACCAAUCCAGAAACCGAGUCUGAGCUGAACAUUCUCACGGGAUGCUUCAAACGAGUCCACUGCGUGACUUUUGGCGCACCUCCAACCGCUCUCCUGCCUCUCGCCAAACCACCCACUCCAGCUCUUCGAAAAUCCAUCUUUCUGUCCUUCGUAAAUGAAGGCGACCCAGUCGCUAGAGCCGACAAGGCUUAUGUUCGGUCGCUCCUAGAUCUAUAUGCUACACCAGCUCCUGGGCAAACCUGCCUCGAUGCCGUCACACCUCAAAAACUACAACCACUUGUCUCAGGUCUUGGAAAGUCAACGAGCUCGUUGAACAUCAACAAGAUAAAACAUUCAAAAACUCCGAAGAACGUGCCUGCCCCAGGGUUUGCACCAGUAUGGCCAGUGCCAGAAGCAGCAUUAAGUAAUGCAGGAAGAAUUGUCCUCUUGAGAAGUGUUGAAAAGUACGAGACUCGACCAAACAAAAAGAAGCAGAUUCAAGAAAGAAUGAAUGAAGGAGUCGUUGCUCAGAUCGUUACAGACGAGCUUUUGAGAGGAGUCGUUUGGGGUGAUCCUGUUUGUCAUAUGAUGAGUUUGUACGCGAGGCGCAUUGAAGUUUUGGCCACGAAUGCAGUUAUGGGAAGAUCUUGAGUUUUGGUUUGGGGCGUUGGGUGAAGGUUGAGUAAUGAUCGAAGGCGCAUAUGUUAUAUACCCAUCUUUAACUUGAAUUAUUUCUAUGCGAUUCUUGAUGGCACAUUUCCGAGGGAAAAAAUUUCCGUUUCAUGUGACUUCUGCACAGGCCCAUCCAAAGUUAGGGAUCAGGACUCGAUGUCGCAGCGGGCUCCUGCGUCUCUUCCUGCGUCUCGUAGGCCGCCCAUGGCCUAAAAGUCCUUCUCACUUCUGCAGCUUCGAGAUGAAGUUCUCCAAAGGGCUGGCACGAAGGGCGCAGCAAGAACUUGAUGGUGGUGAUCUUCAAAGUCAGUCUCCCGUCGAGUCUGCAUCGAAAUUUGGGUCAAGCAACAAGUGUGCAAGUCUAGAGAGCUACCAACAUGAUCACAGUUCCAGAUGAAAAAGAUCAAUAAUUAUUC
Mollisia scopiformis is the source of this 2369-nucleotide messenger RNA. RefSeq names its product alpha/beta-hydrolase. NCBI's taxonomy places the organism in Eukaryota, Fungi, Ascomycota, Leotiomycetes, Helotiales, Mollisiaceae. Gene Ontology annotation, biological process: lipid metabolic process. The coding region runs from base 175 to 1932 and encodes 585 amino acids. The transcript has 3 exons. The record is from RefSeq and is a predicted model, not a curated record.